Molecule: messenger RNA, 535 nt
Organism: Oncorhynchus gorbuscha (pink salmon)
Lineage: Eukaryota; Metazoa; Chordata; Actinopteri; Salmoniformes; Salmonidae
Product: exocyst complex component 6-like
Exons: 5
Biological process (GO): exocytosis; Golgi to plasma membrane transport; intracellular protein transport
Cellular component (GO): exocyst; membrane
Source: RefSeq, a predicted model, not a curated record
UGCUGCAGCCCCAGUCUAACAUGGAGACCGUGGAGGGUUACCGGCGCUACUUCAAUCAGAUCGUAGGCUUCUUCCUGGUGGAGGACCACGUUCUGCACUCCACACAGGGACUGUUAACCAGAGCCUUUACUGAGGAACUGUGGAACAUGGCCCUGUCUAAGAUCACUGCCGUGCUCCGCACACACUCUUCGUACUGCAGCGAUCCUGACCUGGUGCUGCAGCUGAAGAACCUCAUUGUCAUAUUUGCAGACACAUUACAGGGUUAUGGCUACCCAGUGAACAGACUGUUUGACCUGCUGUUUGAGAUCAGAGACCAGUACAAUGAAACGCUGCUGAAGAAAUGGGCUCUGGUUUCAGGAGGAGUCUUUGAACUGGACAACUACAGCCCUAUCCCCGUGGGCACUGAAGAAGAGUACAAGUCUGUCCAAGACUUUCCAAAGAAGCUACCGAUGUCUCAGUCUGUGCCUCAGAUCUACGUUCAGGUCAAAGAGUUCAUCUAUGCCAGUCUGAAGUUCUCCGAGUCACUGCAUCGCAG